Molecule: messenger RNA, 1284 nt
Organism: Arabis nemorensis
Lineage: Eukaryota; Viridiplantae; Streptophyta; Magnoliopsida; Brassicales; Brassicaceae
Source: the annotation of a GenBank genome assembly
AUGAUGAAACCAUCAAAGAAGAGCGAGAUCGAGUUCUGCAAUGUGUGCCGAUUGCAUCACGACCAGGGUCCGCGCCACAAGUACUUCCCUCGCCACAAAGACUUCCUCUCUGCUUUCCUCGGUCGAUUCCGAUCCAAAUUAGCCGACGUCAGAUUCUUCCUCCGGAACCCUAUCCUUCUACGCCCACAAGAGGAGUCUCAAAACCGUGUUUGGUGUGUCUUCUGCGAUCAUGACAUCGUUGAGCUCGGUAGCUCCUUCGCCUGUUCUAAGGCAAUCAAUCACUUCGCAAGUUCCGAUCAUCUUAAGAAUGUCAAGCAAUUUCUUUGGAAACAUGGCCCGGCAAUGGAUUGCAUAGAAGAUUUCCGUAUCUCAGAAGCAGAUGUAGCCAAGUGGGGGAAAAAAUGCCAGUCACUAAGUAAUGAAGAUGCCUCUUCCUAUAAAGGGUCCUCUGGGCAGCUUUCUGGGACAUCUAAUGAUAUCCACAAUAAACUUGCGUUUGAAACUAUGGAUAGAAUUGAAAAUGUUCCUACACACCAUAUAAAUUCACAUCUUUCAAAUGAUGUUAAGCCUUUACAGUAUAAUACGUAUGAGUGCCAGAUAUCUCAUUCAGGGCUUCCUGGAGUUACACAGUAUGGAUCAUAUCCAAACAUGGAUGCUUCUCACUUCCCUCUGUCUGUUGAUCCGCUGAGUCAUCUACCAGGGAACGGGUUUGACAAGCAUUCCAUUCCUUGUAGAAGCAAGAAUUACUCGGGCAAUGGUAACUAUAGCACCCAAGAGAAUAAUCCAAUGUGCCAGGAUAAGAAACAAGUUGUGGGCAGUUACAGCUCUCCAGGUGUAGUGGGAAUGACUAGCAUUUCUUCCUUACAUUCCAGCUACGAUAGUGGGAACGUUCACUCUGGAGCUCCUCCCCCGUGGCUUGAUACAAAUGAUGGGAACGUCUCUAAUGUUCAACUAAACCAAUCAGAAACGAGCAGCUUUCAGAAAAAGAUUGCUGGAAAGACUUGUAAGCUGAAUCCUAAGAGGGUUGGCGCUGCAUGGGCUGAAAGGAGAAAGAUAGAGAUAGAGAUGGAGAAGAGGGGACUAGAAAUGAAUAGUAACACUGAUGCAGACUGGCUUCCUAAUUUUGGUCGGGUUUGGCAAUCAGGCACUCGAAAAGAAUCCAGAAAAGAAUUUGAGAAGGAAAAACGGAAGUUAGUCAAAACUGAUAGCAUCUCUAUUGAACCAGAACCAGUCCAGAUACAACCGUACAUUAGCAAACGGGCGCGAAGGGAGAGUGGUGAGUGA